AUUGGUGCCACCUGUUCUCAGGGACGCCAGCAAGCUCAGAUGGCCCAGUGGAAUAGGAGUGGCUAUUUCCGGAGCUCCGUUAGCAGAGAUGUGAAUCCUGACCUCGAAGCCGAAAGGCGGACUGCCUCCUUCAGCGUGGAAAGGCUCACGGCCGUAUUGGAUGGAGGAGCUGACAACACCAGGACACGGCGGGCAAUGGAGGCGGUUAUCCACCGGGACCCGGUCUUUAGCAGAGAAAAGCAGUACUUCCAGAGCCAGAAUGAGAGGUACGAGGCAGCAGUCAGGAAGGCUGUUCGCCUCAAGGAGAAGAUGCUGCAAAGGGGCUGGACGGAAAACAGGCCUGAAACAAAGUACUUCUAUAGGGCACUUGGAGGAGACGUAGCAUUUAACGUCCAUCGUGUCUUUAAGAACAGCAUCUUGGCACUGGGAACAGAUGAACAGAUUGCCAAGUGGAUCCCACUGGCUGAGAAAUACCACAUCAUAGGGACCUACGCUCAGACUGAAUUGGGACAUGGGACAUUUCUUCGGGGUUUGGAGACAACAGCGACUUUUGACACGUCCACUCAGGAAUUCACACUGAAUACGCCAAGGAUCUCGGCAAUGAAGUGGUGGCCUGGAGACCUGGGCAGAUCGGCAACCCAUGCUGUGGUUUUUGCCCAGUUGUACGUUAAAGGAGAGUGCUAUGGCUUGCAUCCCUUCAUAGUGCAGAUCCGCAGUCUUCGGGACCACCUGCCUGCACCAGGGGUUACUGUGGGAGACAUCGGUCCCAAAAUGAAUUUUGAACACAUUGACAAUGGCUACCUCAUGCUGCAAAGCGUCACUAUUCCCAGAGAAAACAUGCUGGGAAGAUUCUCUCAGGUUCUACCAGAUGGCACCUACAUGAAACGAGGGUCUGAUAAGAUUAACUACUUGACCAUGAUAGUGACCCGUGUUGAGAUGUUGUGGGUGGAAGUUAUACCCGCGCUGCAGAAGGCCUGCACCAUCGCCGUGAGAUAUUCCGUGGUUCGCCGGCAGUCCAAGCUGAACCCCGGGGAGGCAGAGGCAAAAAUCCUAGACUACCAGACUCAGCAACAGAAGCUACUACCUCUGCUAGCAACAGCCUAUGCCUUGCAUUUCAUGAAUGCCUACGUGAACAAGUUCUACAGCAAAGGGUACACAGAGAUCAGAGAGGGGAACUUUGAUUCACUACCCGAGCUUCACGCACUCACCUCAGGCCUUAAAGCCAUCAUCACAGACUACUGCACGGCAGGAGCGGAGGUCUGCCUCAGAGCCUGCGGAGGGCACGGCUACUCUGCACUGAGCGGACUCCCUUUUCUGUAUACUAAAGUAGCUGCGUCUUGCACUUAUGAAGGGGACAACACUGUUCUGUUCCUGCAGACGGCCAGGUAUCUGGUAAAGUGCCUUGCAGCAGUUCACGCCGGCCAGCCCACCCCGCCGUCUGUGGCCUAUUUGUCUUUAACGAACUCCAGAAAGUGUUGGGUCAGGACUGAGGCAGACUUGCUUAAACCAGACAUUUACGCGGAGGCCUAUCGGCGCAGAGCAAGCAGGCUCCUCAGCACGGCAGCAGCCAAACUACAGGCUUUGAUUCAGUCCGGAGCUGAGGAGUACGUGGCAUGGAACAGGUGCACAGUACAGCUGGUACAGGCUGCGAAGGCUCACUGCCAGUACAUCAUUGUGAAAAACUUCAUAGAUACCGUGGAGAAACUUACAAACGAGGCUGAAAUCCAGAAGAUUAUGAAACACCUUUGUGACCUUUUUGCAUUACAUGGUAUCUUCUCAAACACGGGAGAUUUCCUGCAUGAUGGGUACAUAUCUGGGGACCAAAUGGACUUGGUGACUGCAUCCUACUUGGACCUACUCGCUGUCAUUCGGAGUGACGCAGUGCCACUAGUGGAUGCUUUUGACUUCACUGAUGAAAAUUUAAAUUCUGCACUUGGGAGUUACGACGGUCACGUCUACCAGCGGCUUUACGAGUGGGCUCAGAAGUCACCAACCAACCAACAGGUGAGCCAGGCCUAUGAAAGUUACCUGAAGCCACUUUUUCAGGGGGCUCUAUCAAAACUAUGAAGAUUAACAGCUGCUUGGGACACAGAACAUUUUCUUUGGUUCAGUGUAUGGUUCACAAGCUGGCACGCUGCCAGUGUUUUAUAAAUAAUCAUAGAGCGACACUGAACAGCUGACUGUGUUGUCUGCAAACAUCAACUGGAAUUCUUAGUCAUUUACAUUUAAGAAUGGAAGGGAGCCAGAAAGCUCUUUCAGCUAUGUCCACAUCACGUAGAGCAGUGUUUCUUAAACUUUUUAAGAUGGAGGAACACCAAACAAUAAUUUGUUGAGUGGUGAAAAAUAAGAGACCGCGGAAAAGUUAUUGAGCAAAAUAAAUAAAUAAAUAAAUAAAUAAUUGAGGGGAAGUUAUUGAGGGGGGAAAAAAACUCGCCUGUCCCUUUCAAGGUAGCCAUUUUGAACUCAGUUCUCCGCGGCACACCUCCAACUGCCUCACGGCAAACCGCUGUGCCACGGAACAGUUUAAGAAAAACUGCUGUAGAGUGCCGUAUUAGGAAUUCACUUUUUUUUUUUUAAAUUAUAUGUUCGAAGUAGCAGCACAAGCUGCUGUAUUUUGGCAGUUUGAUACUCAAUUUUUUUUUUUUUUUUUUACAUUAAGGUUAAAAAUAAUUACUUUCUUGCUGCCCUGGACAUAAGUUUGUGGAGCCCAUAAAAUGCUUUACCACCAAAUCAAGAAACUUAACAAAACUAAUGUAAAGUCACAGCCAUAGAUUCUAAAACCAGCUGCUUAGAUUAAGAGCUCUAUUAAAAUGCAAGCCCUUUGGGGAAGGGAACAGAAUUCCUUCUUGUAUCUUGCUGAUCAGUGAGCACUCUCUGCACUUAAAUAAUCAGUCAAAACUCACACUGACUAUGCCAGCUUCAACUUGUGGAAAUGAUCUAUUAUGAUGUGAGCUGCUGAUGCCCUGUCUGUAAACUUCAGCCUCCAAUUGUGGUGUGCGAUUUAAGGUUUGCUUAUUAAAUGGGUCUGUGUUUAUGAAGUAAAAAGCACGUAUCUUCUAUUCAGUGAUUAAAGCCAAACAUUACCUUGCAAAGAAA
Molecule: messenger RNA, 3096 nt
Organism: Pelodiscus sinensis (Chinese soft-shelled turtle)
Lineage: Eukaryota; Metazoa; Chordata; Testudines; Trionychidae
Source: RefSeq, a predicted model, not a curated record